CUUUAAACCAGAAUCCUAUGUCCAUAAAAGCAACAAGGCCCCCAUAUCUUAACAAAUUUUGUUGACCCAUAAAGUCCAAUCUCUCAUCUCUUUAAAUUCCAAUCCCAUCACCCCCCACAUUUUCAUUCCAAUUUUAUUUCCUCCAUUACUUACAAGACUCUACUAGAAAGUUGAAGAAAGUAAGAUACUAUUAAAGAAAAAAAAAAGAGGCUAAUAGUUUUGUGUGUGUUUUGCUGGGCUGAAUUAUGAAGCGACAAUUGAUCCUUGCUCAAGAUUCCCUUCCCGAUGAUGUUGCACUCAGCAUUAUGAAAUUUCUUGAGGUGUCGGAUGUGUGUUCAUUGGGAAGUUGCUCCAAGUUUUGGCGGGAGAUUUCUACUUCUGAGUGUCUCUGGAAGCAUCUCUGCCAACUGAGAUGGCCUGGGAUUGUUUUGGAAGAUGAAAUUGAGGCUGAAAUCCAUGAUCAUGAUCAGCCAAAGAUGCCAUCUUUGAAGGGAUGGAGAGGAUUGUAUGUCAAGAAGCAUAACCUAAUGGCGGAAAAGGCAGCUGUCGUGAGGAAAUCCCUUUCCUGCUCAGAAAUUGACGUCAAUAUGUACCACAAAGCUCUUGAAGAUAUGAAAAGAAUGCAAUUUGGGUUCAAAGAUGUACAGAUGUUCUUUCUCAAAUCAGGCAUCAACGUGCUUCUCAACUUUGUUGGUCUGCACUACUGCAUUAAGGAGCUUGGCGUCCAAGUAACUCUUCUAUCCUUAUACGUCAUUUUAGUAGAACGUGUCGACUUCUUUGUACAAAAUGGAAUAGUGGAUACCGUAUACGUAUCCUAUCAUGUCAAUGUUUUGCUUGUUAUCGAAUCAACAUCAUGUGGUCUGGUAUACCUUUUUUGCUAUUGUUGUUUGCGUAUAGUUUUGGUAAAGUUUCUAUCUUGAACAUUCCUUAAGGUUCCAGGUAUUAAUUAAGAAUCCCGAGUAGGCAAAUUACAAUAAAAAUGACUAGUUAGUGUAUAAGAUCUUUGGACUGCUGACCAAAAGUAUUUGAGACAAAUCUCUUAGGUUUCUGUUGCUUUAACUCUACUGUGUUUUGAAAGAGUGAAACUUUCCUUUGUGGGCAGUUGUGUGCUAUUGAGUUACCCCUUCUUUUUUCCCAACAUCGAUGAUGAAAAAGUUGAAGAAUGAUGGUAGCAAGUAGUAGUGGUGGAAAUUUGUGGACUUAAAAUUGACCAUUCUUGUGUUUUGUUACCUCUUUUGCAUUGAUGUGGACAUUCGGGAGAAAAAGAGUUUCAGUUCACCUUCUAGAUUUGCCGACGGUAGGCCUAAUUCAGUAAUUUGGGAAGGAUUGGUAAUAGCUUCUAUGAGAUAUUUUCAAGAUGCAAGUAACUGUCACCUUAAAACGUUGUACUAAGUUUGCUCUACUCUUAGUUUAAUAGAGUGAACUGUUAAAAUGAGACGGUGAAAUUGAUAUUGCAUUUGUAAUUGAUGUGACACGUAGUUGAUGCAAUGUUUUCACUAGUGAUGUUUGCUUGCUUAAUGUAUUUGUAUGGAACCACUGUCUAAUCAGGUUCCUGCCUGUUCCAAUCUCAAUUUUCAUUCAGGUGGGUUCCAUGACAGAGGCAUUGAAUACCUGCAACAUCCAAGACCGAUUGGUAUACAUCCAAUGGUGGGAGGCCGGAAACUGGUUACAUCGGUUCAAACCUCCAGACGUGUUACAUGCCCGUCGCGUCCCUUUAUAUGAUUUCACCUCAGUUGAAGGUGCCAAAAUCCUAAGAAUGCUCGAAAGGGGUAUCGCCGGUGACAUUUUGUGUAUCAAAAUGUACUCAUCUGAGCCGCAUAACAAGCGAAAUCCAACAAGAAUCUGCACCAUGUGUAAGGGUUUGAGGAAGGACGAUCCUCAGGAGCUAAUACCAUCUGCAAUUCCUCAGUCUUCUUAACUACUAGAACCAGAUAUUUUAAGCCUCAGUGCGUUUUACUUUCAUAUGGAUGUUACAUGUCUAUAGUGGUAGCAAAAGUUUGAUGUAUUAUUAUUUGUUCCAAGAAAUUGGGUUCUCAGAAAUAGUACUCUUUUGUUAUUUUCUGAGCACAUGAAGGUUCAUCUUCAGGUUUUUUGUUGUUAUUCAUUCAACCCAACUCUCUUUAAUAAUGGGGUCAUUUGGCACUGUGCAAUUUUGAAAUGAAAGCCACAACUCCAAAUUGCUGCA
Molecule: messenger RNA, 2185 nt
Organism: Oldenlandia corymbosa var. corymbosa
Lineage: Eukaryota; Viridiplantae; Streptophyta; Magnoliopsida; Gentianales; Rubiaceae
Source: the annotation of a GenBank genome assembly